UGUGGUAUUCCAAUAUUUACUCAAUGCUGCUUUAUAACAUGUAACAUUUGAUAAAGAGAAUCAUAACCGCUAUCGACAAAAUGUGGCGCGGCACUCUGGUCAUAGCUUUGAUAGUUGCGUACGCCGGGAGUUCGGAAGGAAGAUUUCGAGAUGCUGUUCAACGGAUAAAGAGGUCACCGCACUAUAACAACGACUGCUCUCCACAUUUCUACCCGCCGCCGCCGCCGCCGCCGCCGCCACCACGGCCCUUCUGGCCACCCCCACCCCCUCCUUACUGGAGACACUACCAUCACCACCACGGCUUCGACCAGGACUUCCAGAACCAUCAAGGACAAGGACAGGCACAAUCUCAAGCUCAGUCUCAGGCGCAAUCUCAGGCACAAUCUCAAAUGCAAUCUCAGGCGCAAUCUCAAGCCCAAUCUCAGUCUCAAACCCAGCAGCAAUCUCAGUUGCAAUCCCAAGGGCUACAAUAUCCGGGACCAAUGCAGGAAGAGUCCCAGGCACAAGGAAGACCGGCUCAACUCCAGCAAGGGCCUCCUCAGCAGCCUUGCAGCAACUGUGGCCAGCAGGGCAACUCCGCCGUCAGCAACUCUCGAAGUGACUCAGGAUCAGCCAUCGCGAUAGCUAUUGCGAGAACCCCGGAAAAGAAUUAAAGGACGUUGUCUCUGCCGUCUUAUAAGAUAGUGUUUGUUUGUAUAUGAAUAUUUCGAAAUAUAUGUUUAUAUGUGUUGAGUAUGUUAAGACCUGUAAAUAAUAAAAAAUAAAUCCAUA
Molecule: messenger RNA, 771 nt
Organism: Plutella xylostella (diamondback moth)
Lineage: Eukaryota; Metazoa; Arthropoda; Insecta; Lepidoptera; Plutellidae
Source: RefSeq, a predicted model, not a curated record